Phaethon lepturus (White-tailed tropicbird) is the source of this 768-nucleotide messenger RNA. RefSeq names its product outer dense fiber protein 2-like. Gene Ontology annotation, biological process: negative regulation of cilium assembly. NCBI's taxonomy places the organism in Eukaryota, Metazoa, Chordata, Aves, Phaethontiformes, Phaethontidae. The record is from RefSeq and is a predicted model, not a curated record. The transcript has 6 exons. The annotation marks the transcript as partial. Gene Ontology annotation, cellular component: centrosome; ciliary basal body.
GUACAAAAAUUACAAACAGCAGUAGAAGAAUUGAAAUCCAGAUAUGAAACAGUCUUGAAUGAAAACAAAAGGAUAACAGAAAAUAAAUGCUUAGAAGUAGAUAAGGUGAGGAACAAAACGGAGGCCAAGUUAAAGGAGUUAGAACACGUUUGUGACUUGCUGAAAGCAGCUGAGGAAAAGCAACAAGGAUAUCAGGAAAAGUUUAUGUCUUGGGAAAGGAUCCAUGCACAGGAAUGUAAAACCUUCAGGGACCUGCAGGAUCAGGAAGAAGACAGUGUAACUUCCGUGGGCAGUCAUUCCUUGGAAGCAGAAAACCAUAACAUUCAGAAGAAAUAUGAAGAUCUUAAAAGGCAAUUGGAAAAGAUGGAAUUUCAAAAUGAAGAACUUGCUUGUCGUCUCAAAAAAGAAGAUGAGAGUCUUCAGUGCAGUAAGUUGCAGCUUGAGGAGAAAAUUGCAGAAUAUAAUGGAUUAACCAGACAACUAGAAUCUGCUAUGGAAGAAGGGAGAAAAAUGGUAGCCAAAGAACUGGAAAAAAUGUCAUACAAAGAACAAGCCCUUCAGGCAAAAAUGCUAGUUCUUGAAACUGAAGUGAGAGAGAGGCAAGAAGAGAAAAAACAACUCCUCUGCAUGUUUCACCAUAAUGAAAAGCACCGAGAAGUAUGUUUGAAAGAGCUGGAGAACAGCCUACAGAAGUCAGAGAACAAGAACCAGAGCAUCCAGAAUUAUGUGCAGUUUUUGAAAGCCUCAUACAUAACAAUGUUUGGCUGA